AUGUUGGGAAAGAUGGGUUCAGUCAAGAAACUGGCCAAAAAGGUAAAAGUUAAAGUCGUUAAUGGCACAGAAUCACACCAUGAGUACUUGCUUAGGGAAAAAGAAGAGGCAUGUUCUUCCCCUUCUUGCACAACCCCAACUGGGUUUAUUGCGCUUUACAUAGGGGAAGAGAGAAAAAGGUUCGUGGUUCCAACAGGCUAUUUGUCUCAUCCUCUCUUCAAGAUGUUGCUUGAUAAGGCUUCAGAUGAGUUUGGGUUCGAGCAGAAGAAUGGAUUGGUGGUUCCAUGCAGUGUCACGGCUUUCCAAGAGGUGGUAAGUGUUGUGGAAUGCUGCAAUGGGAAAUUUGAUCUUAGUAAUUUGGUACAGGAGUUUAUUUAG
This is a messenger RNA of Lactuca virosa, 378 nucleotides long. Lineage: Eukaryota; Viridiplantae; Streptophyta; Magnoliopsida; Asterales; Asteraceae. The record is from the annotation of a GenBank genome assembly.